Quercus lobata is the source of this 862-nucleotide messenger RNA. Its product is annotated as RING/U-box superfamily protein. NCBI's taxonomy places the organism in Eukaryota, Viridiplantae, Streptophyta, Magnoliopsida, Fagales, Fagaceae. Bases 243 to 647 code for a protein of 134 amino acids. The transcript has a single exon. The record is from RefSeq and is a predicted model, not a curated record.
UUCCACACUUUCCCCACCUCAGAUUCCAGCCUCCCAAACACCCUCUAAACCAACACCCCCCACCUAAAAAUAUAAAUUUGCGUCAAAUAUAUAUAUAUUUUUCCAAUCACACAAAACCCUUCUAAAUCGUCCGCUGCUAUGGUUUCCACAACUACACCUCUAUACCCACCACAUUCACUUCUCUAUCAACCACCCUAAAAAAAAAAAAAAUCGAACCGCCACCCAAAACCAAAACCAAAAAAAUGAUGGUCUCAGUUUUCUUGGCUCUUUUCUUACCUUGUGUUGGGACCAGCGUGGUUUUCAUCGUAUACAUCUGUCUCUUAUGGUACGCCACCAGUUUCUCAGGCAACGGCAACGAUUCAAGGUCACCGGAAAAGCCGGUCAAGAAAACUGGGUUAUCGGAAUCAGAGCUAGAGAAGCUGCCUAAGGUUCCUGCGAAAGAUUUGGUGUUGGGUACAGAGUGCGCUGUUUGUCUUGACGAGAUUGAGAGUGAGCAACAGGCUAGACUGAUUCCCGGUUGCAACCAUGGGUUCCAUGUUCAAUGCGCAGACACUUGGCUUUCUAAGCAUUCGGUUUGCCCUGUUUGUAGGACCAAGCUUGAUCCUCAGUUCUUGAAUGAAUCCAUUGAACCUGAAAAUCCUUGUUAAGAAAACGGGAAAAAGCCGAAAAGACGUUACGUUUUUUUGGUUGGUUUUGGAUUAUGAUAUAAACUUUUGUAGUUUGUGGUUGCAUCUGUGAUCUUUAGUUUCUUUUUCCUCUUUUUUUUUUUUUUUUUUUGACCAGAUCUUAGUUGUCUAUUCAUGGCCUCCUGGGCUAUUUUUGGUUCUUAAAUAUCAUUAUUAUUAUUAUUUUUUUUGUUGGU